GCGUAAAUUCAACCGCAGAAGAAGAACUACUCUCGUUGUAGCUGCUGAGCAUAUCGGUUGAGAACAUGUCUUCGAAAAAAAGAUCAGUUUGCUCUGUUCUGUGUUGUAGUAAACAAGGAAAGACGCUCCACAAGCUCCCCACCAACGAGCAAACAAAAGCUCAGUGGAUAUUGUUCAUUUUUGAUGGGAAUGCCCCUGCUACAUUUCCCAAAAUUCUCCAUGUAUGUGGCAACCACUUCACAGAGGAUUGUUACACAAACUUCGCGCAAUACAAAGCAGGGCACAGCACCACACUUCGCCUCAAAGAAGGAGCAGUGCCUACAAUACAUGCUGGAUUACCUGCAGCACAAGAUCGUUUUAUCCACACAGGCACACAAACAGAAGCUCCAAGUGUGAGAACAUGUGCCACUCAAAUGUCAAUUGGGACCUUGAAAACACACGUGCACAGCCAAAGGACCCAGACACCAGUGUUGUCACAUGAGACUGCUGGCACACAAACCACACUGCCUGAGUACAUGUUUUCAUCCACACCUAUAAAGGGGCCAGGGUUUGGACCACAAAAAAGAGCACGUGUUGAGUCAGAGGAGGAAGAGGGAUUCACCUCACCAGAGUCACAAGGCGACCCAAAUGACUCAACCUUUACUCCUGGCGGAUCCCUAACAACACACGAUUCAACAAUGUCGACUGAAAGUGCUGUAUACAUGGAUAAAAAAUACAUUGUAUUUGAGUCCUGCCUGAGGGAGCUUUUUGACACAUGUCCAGUGUGCAAGAGAAAAUGCGAAGUGCAGCAGCAACAGAAGGGCACGUAUGUUGCAUUUCAUCAAACGUGUCCAAAAUGCAACUACUCCAGGAAGUGGCAAAGUCAGCCCAUGAUGAAUAACACCCCAGUUGGCAAUGUACAGUUAUCUGCUGCUACAUAUUUCACUGGUGCAUCCUUCAUCCAGCUGGAAAAGGUAAUACUAUUAAUGUUUUUGUCAAAAUCAUAUGACACUUUCAACCAAUAGACAAUUACUAAACACUGUUUGUAUUAUUGUUAU
Solea senegalensis (Senegalese sole) is the source of this 1037-nucleotide messenger RNA. RefSeq lists its product as uncharacterized. Lineage: Eukaryota; Metazoa; Chordata; Actinopteri; Pleuronectiformes; Soleidae. The coding region runs from base 66 to 1004 and encodes 312 amino acids. The transcript has 4 exons. The record is from RefSeq and is a predicted model, not a curated record.